CGUCAUGUCACGUGUGGCUCGAGGACACGCGUCUUUAAGAGUCGCUUGCUACUCAGCAGCACUCAGAACACGCCUCAGCCGGCUCUGCAAUAACUUCCCAUGGACACCCGAGUGCCUUCGAUCAUGUCUCAAAAUGAAGAUCUGGAGUGUGUGGUGUGUUUCUACAACUACUCGCGCAGCGAGCGGAUCCCACGCAUGCUGCACUGCAGUCACACCUUCUGCGCUCCAUGUCUGGAGAAACUGGCCAACGUGAACGGCGUGAUCCGGACCAUCUGCUGCCCACUGUGCCGCUGGGUCACCUGCACUCAGGCCAGUCUGACCCUGCCCGGGGCCUUGUGGGUCAAUACCGAGAUCUGGGAUGAGAUAGCAGGAAAGGAGCAGAAGAAGAUCAGGACAAGGACGAGGGAAAAUUCCGUGGAGGUCUCGAAGAAGCUCCUCAGGCCAAUGCUCUUGGAUUCCAAGCACAUUGCUCUCAAGUCUACACUCCAAAAAGUGUUCAACUGUAUUGCAGUGCAUGAGCAACAUUUGCAGGCCACUGAUGUUUCCAAUGUCUUUUGACUUCCAUUUGGACCAAGCCCAUGUUUUUAUUUUUUUAUUCAACUUGUAUAUAGUCUUUUAAGAAAUGAAAUUACUGUAAACCAACAAGCAAACAUACUGUUUACUUAUUAUUUAUACAUGUUUAUUGUUGUAUGCCAUUGUCUACCUACACUUAAGUCCAUCAGAAGGAAACUUAACAGUCAUGUGAAUUUGUACUUUUCUGAAUGGUGCUCAAAUAAAAAAUACUGUGAAUA
Molecule: messenger RNA, 791 nt
Organism: Syngnathus typhle (broad-nosed pipefish)
Lineage: Eukaryota; Metazoa; Chordata; Actinopteri; Syngnathiformes; Syngnathidae
Product: E3 ubiquitin-protein ligase RNF186-like
Exons: 3
Coding region: 100-558 (152 amino acids)
Biological process (GO): protein ubiquitination
Molecular function (GO): ubiquitin protein ligase activity
Source: RefSeq, a predicted model, not a curated record